AUGUCCAAAGCCAACUUUGACAACAGCGAGGAGGAGAGAAAAUCUGUCGCCAACCUUGAGACUGUCAGCAUCGUGCCUCAAGACUCGGCCAGCGAGCUCUUCGAGGUCGAUGACACGCAUCUGAAAAGGACCCUGAAAGACAGACACAUCGGUAUGAUUGCGCUAGUCAGUGUUUUUGGUACGGGUUUGUUUCUGAGCAGUGGAGGAACACUGGCCAAAACAGGGCCGGUCGGUAUCCUCAUUGCGUACGCCCUCAUUGGAGUCAUUGUGGGCCUGAACCAGAUCGCUUUCGCCGAGGUGGCAGCUUUGGCUCCUCUGACGGGAUCUACAAUCAGACAUUCAGAGAUCUUCAUUGACGAGGCUGUCGGCUUCGCCUAUGGUUACCUUUCGCUCUGGCAACACCUUCUUCCAGGAGGCCUUGUUUCCGCAGCCCUUAUCAUUCAGUACUGGAGCAACCUCAGUCCUGCUGUGUGGAUCAGUGUUCUGGCGGUUCCAAUUGCCGUCACCAAUCUGUUUUCGAUCAGAAUAUACGGAGAAGUCGAGUUUGUGUUUGCGCUGCUCAAAAUCUCUCUCAUUGCUAUCCUUGUGCUAGCUGGUCUAGUGCUGGAUUUGGGAGGAGUCAAGGGUCAGGAGAGACUUGGUUUCCACUACUGGAAAGAUCCUGGCCCAUUUGCGGAGUUUGUCAAGACCGGCAAUAUUGGUAAGUUUAUUGGUUUCUGGGCUGCUCUGUCGUCGGUCGUUUAUUCUUACGGUGGAGUUCAGGGUAUUGCGCUUUUAGCUGGUGAGACCAAAAACCCACGCACAAACAUUCCUCGUGCCGCCAAAAGAAUUCUGUACAGAGUCGUCUCUCUCUACAUGAUUGCAGUCUUCGUUUUGAGUUUGAUUGUGCCAUACAACGAUAAGAAAAUCGCCGUGAGCGACGGAACAGCAGCUCACUCGCCAUACGUGGUUGCAUUCGAAAGAGGAGGCAUCAAGGUGCUUCCCCACGUGGUCAAUGCGCUCACUCUUACCUCUGCAUGGUCUGAGGCCAACGCUGGUAUCACCAGCUCUGCCAGAGUCUUGUUUUCGCUUGCGGCAAAGAAACAGGCCCCUAGAAUUUUUUUGAAGACCAACAAGAGACUUAACGUUCCAUUUGUGGGCGUCGUCUUGGCUUUGCUGUUCCUGGCUCUGUCCUAUAUGAGUAUCGAUAGCACGGCAGCUACAGUUUUCAGCUGGUUCCAAAACAUCACCUCGUCUAACCUGCUGCUUGGCUGGAUCCUUAUUUCUAUCUGCCACAUCAGAAUGAAUAGGGCACUGAAAGUCCAGGGAUACAAGAGAUCCGAUCUUCCGUACCACAACAGAUUGGCACCUGCCGGAGCAUGGAUCUCGCUUAUCGCAUCGGUCAUUCUUCUGGUGACAGGUGGAUUCACCACUUUUAUCCACGGGAACUGGAAGACCUCCACAUUUGUGUCUGCUUACUGCUCCCCAAUGCUGUUUGUGAUUUUCUAUCUCGCUUGGAAGAUCUCCAAACGCACUCCGCAGAUCGACCUCAAGGACAUCAUCAUUCCAGCUCUGAUGGAGGACUACAAAACUAGACCGGAGAAUGACGUGCCUCCAAAGGGUAUAUAUAAGUUCCUUUCUCUGUUGUGGAGUUAA
Molecule: messenger RNA, 1635 nt
Organism: Ogataea parapolymorpha DL-1
Lineage: Eukaryota; Fungi; Ascomycota; Pichiomycetes; Pichiales; Pichiaceae
Product: Dicarboxylic amino acid permease
Exons: 1
Coding region: 1-1635 (544 amino acids)
Biological process (GO): amino acid transmembrane transport
Cellular component (GO): membrane
Molecular function (GO): amino acid transmembrane transporter activity
Source: RefSeq, a predicted model, not a curated record